ACAACUACAGCACCGACAACAACUGCAGAACCAACAACAAUAGCCCCAACUACAACUGCAGCACCCACUACAACUGCAGCCCCAACUACAACCACAUCGCCCACAACAACUGCAGCCCCAACUACAACUGCAGCACCCACAACAACCACAGCACCAACAACCACUGCCCCACCAACAACCACAGUCCCAACUACAACUACCGCACCGACAACAACUGCAGCACCUACUACAACUGCAGCCCCAACUACAACCACAUCUCCCACUACAACUGCAACCCCAACUACAACUACAUCGCCCACUACAACUGCAGCCCCAACUACAACUGCAGCACCCACUACAACUGCAGCCCCAACUACAACCACAUCGCCCACUACAACUGCAGCCCCAACUACAACUACAGCACCUACAACAACCAUAGCACCCACAACAACCACAGCACCAACAACAACCAAAGCCCCAACUACAACUACAGCACCGACAACAACUGCAGCACCUACUACAACCACAUCGCCCACUACAACUGCAGCCCCAACUACAACUGCAGCACCCACUACAACUGCAGCCCCAACUACAACUACAACCACAUCGCCCACUACAACUGCAGCACCCACUACAACUGCAGCC
Messenger RNA from Anguilla anguilla (European eel), 624 nucleotides. Its product is annotated as threonine-rich protein-like. The record is from RefSeq and is a predicted model, not a curated record. The transcript has a single exon. The annotation marks the transcript as partial. Lineage: Eukaryota; Metazoa; Chordata; Actinopteri; Anguilliformes; Anguillidae.